Molecule: messenger RNA, 1830 nt
Organism: Copidosoma floridanum
Lineage: Eukaryota; Metazoa; Arthropoda; Insecta; Hymenoptera; Encyrtidae
Gene: hh
Product: hedgehog signaling protein
Biological process (GO): cell-cell signaling; regulation of gene expression; smoothened signaling pathway
Molecular function (GO): patched binding; calcium ion binding
Source: RefSeq, a predicted model, not a curated record
AUGGAGGUUGGUACGCCGCUGACCAAAGAAUAUCUCGUCUUUAGGUCGUUCCCCAGGCUGUUGUGGCUGCCCGUACUUCAGGACUGGCUUCCCUGGCUCGCAUUUGAAGUAGAAAAUUCUCUGACAGCACCAGGUCGGAUGGUUGAAUGGCCUCAAAGCUCUGAAGGGAUGGAGCAGCUUGUGUUCUGGCUAAUAACGUUUCCUGGUAUUCCACUGGAGACGUUGAUGUUCCAAACGCCCAUUUAUGUGUGGCACUCGGUUAUUUGGGCAUUCCGGGUAUGGAGGCACCUUUAUAAGAAAAAAGAAGUGAAGCUAGGAACUCGUGGGUACGAAGCUGGAUUCGCAAUGCCCCCAACCCGUAGCACGAGAUACCUUACUGAGAGCAUGAAGGUACACAGUCAGUUGUGGUGUGCUGCCAGUAGUGGUGGUGGUGUUGGUGGUGGCGGUGGUGGUGGUGCAGGGAGCGGAGGUGGCGGUGGUGGUGCGUUACCCAUGCCGCUGGGGGCCCCGAGGCGGCGGCUCCUGGCCGCUCUGCUGCUGGCCGGGCUGGCUGGACUUGCGCUUGGCUGCGGCCCAGGCAGGGGUGGCGGCCGUCGGCCGAUACUGCGCAAGCUCACGCCCCUUGUCUUCAAACAGCACGUGCCCAACGUCAGCGAGAACACCCUACCGGCGAGCGGCCGUAGCGAGGGCAGGGUGUCGCGCAACGAUAAGCGCUUCCGCGAUCUCGUGCCCAACUACAACGCGGACAUUAUAUUCAAGGACGAGGAGGGCACGGGCGCCGAUCGGCUUAUGACCCAGAGGUGCAAGGAAAAGCUGAACACGCUGGCGAUCUCGGUGAUGAAUCAGUGGCCAGGAGUCAAGCUGCGGGUGACGGAAGGCUGGGACGAGGAGGGCAAGCACGCGACGGAUUCGCUGCACUACGAGGGCCGGGCCGUAGACGUAACGACAAGCGACCGCGAUCGCGCCAAGUACGGCAUGCUCGCCCGGCUGGCCGUCGAGGCUGGUUUCGACUGGGUCUACUAUGAGUCCAGGUCACAUAUACACUGUUCCGUCAAGUCAGAAUCGUCGUCGGCCGGCAAGUCAGGAGGCUGCUUCCCAGGCUCGAGUUUCGUGCGCACCUCGGACGGCAGGACGCGCCGAUUGGACGAGGUACGACUGGGCGACAAAGUAGCCGCGCUGGACCGCUCGAGCGGCGAGGUCGUCUACAGCGAGGUGAUCGCGUUCAUCGACCGACAACCGGACGCCCGCCGACAAUACAUGCGCCUGACGACGACCUCCGGCCACGUGCUCAAACUGACCCCGCAGCACCUGGUGCCCCUCGAAGGCAAGGAACCCGCGUUCGCCGCCAGCGUUGUGCCCGGGGAUCGGCUGCUGGUCAGGCACGAGCUCGACAGCAACGAGAUCGACGCGAGCUUCAGCAGCAGCGCCGCCGGACUGGCGCUCCGCUGGGAGGAGGUCCUCGAGGUCGAGCUGAUCGUCGAAGAAGGCGCUUUCGCGCCGCUCACCUACGAGGGCACGCUUCUCGUGAACGACGUCGUCGCCUCCUGCUACGCGGUGUCGAAGAGCGACAGCCUCGCGCACUACGCCUUUAUGCCGUACAGGCUGCUGGCGAUGGUGGAGUCGAGCAUCGGGAAACUGGCCCAGGUCUUGCACGACCUGGUCUGGAGCGUAGCGAGCGAUGCACCGACGACAACGGAAACGAGGAGUUCGACGACGACGACGACGACGACCGUGGCAAGCGAUGGCUUGCAUUGGUACGCCUCGUUUCUGUGCUACUUGGCGACCAUUCUGCCCCAGAGCUGGUUCUACCAGUGAAGUGCCACUCGAGGU